This is a messenger RNA of Plodia interpunctella (Indianmeal moth), 1803 nucleotides long. Its product is annotated as facilitated trehalose transporter Tret1-like. The record is from RefSeq and is a predicted model, not a curated record. Gene Ontology annotation, molecular function: transmembrane transporter activity. NCBI's taxonomy places the organism in Eukaryota, Metazoa, Arthropoda, Insecta, Lepidoptera, Pyralidae. Gene Ontology annotation, cellular component: membrane. Gene Ontology annotation, biological process: transmembrane transport. The transcript has 7 exons. Bases 392 to 1759 code for a protein of 455 amino acids.
AUCAAAGUAAUCAUUUGCCCGAAAUGCCAAAUGAGCAAUUGAAGAGCACAGUUUUUGUCGCAUGUGCACAUGCGUCAUUUGUUUUAGGAGAUUCUAAUAAGUUUUAAAUUUUCUUCAAAUAGUUCAUUUUAUUUUCCUGUUAGGUACAUCCUGUGCAAUAAAAAAAAUAGUGUUAUCUUUCAUAUUCAGUAAAUCUAUGAAAAACGAACCGCAAUAUAAAAGCAAUAGUGUCACAAACCCAAAUUAGUUUACAAAAAUGGCUGUCGGCAGGUAGCAAAUUUAAUUUUGAAAAUUACGAAAGUAAUUAGAGAUAAUUAGACUGAUAGAAAAUAUUUAAUAGUAAAUAUAAAUACAUUUUUAGUUAAAAAUAAAACGAAAUCGUGAAAUCAAAAUGGGAAAAGGACAUACUUAUGUGCAAUGGAUAGUAGCUUUUGUAGCUGAGAUGACACUGUUGACUUACGGCUUACAAGCAGGCUGGGUUUCUCCAAUGAAGGUAAUCCUCCAAUCAGAGUCGUCGCCAGCAGGGAGACCUCUGACAGAGAUGGAAAUGACCUGGGUUGCCAGCGCAGUGCCACUAGCGGGAGUCAUAGGAGUGCCUCUGUUUGUGUACAUAGCUGAUAGUUACGGCAGGAAGGUUGGGGUUCUGGUGAUGGCGAUUAUGCAAAUGUGUUGCUGGAUAAUCAAGUUAUCAACUACAAAUAUCAUCUGCCUCAUCAUAGCCAGGAUUCUAGCAGGGAUUCCUGCCGGUGGCUGUUUCCAGCUCAUCCCGGUAUACGUCAAAGAAAUCAGCCAGGAUAACAUACGAGGAAUGUUGGUUUCCAUGUUCCUCCUCAUGCAAAAUCUUGGUAUUUUGAUGAUAUACGCAAUGGGAUCUUAUUUGGGCUAUUACACGGUCUUGUGGAUAGUUCUCACGAUGUCAGUGGCUUCUGUUUUGGCGUUGAUAAAGGCUCCUGAGAGUCCUUCGUUCCUGGUCAAGAUUGGCAAGUAUGAGGAAGCGGCUGCUACAAUGGCAUUCUUGAGGGGGUUAGAUAUGAACCACAAGGAGAUCCUGGGCGAAGUGAAUUUAUUGAAAGAAGACGACCGACAUUUCAAAUCUCUCCCUGACAUCACGCUUCUCGCCAUUUUGAAAAACCGGUCAUAUCGCACUGGCCUGCUCCUGGUUGUCAUAAUCAUCACGGUACAAGCCAUCAACGGAAACUAUGCAAUGUUCACCUAUGCUUCCUCCGUCUUCUCCGAGUCAGGUGUCACUUUGAGUCCAGAGUUACAGUCGUUGAGCAUACCUAUCGUGAUGAUCCUGGGGUCCUUUACAUCCAUGAGCUGUGUUGACAAGUUUGGGAGGAAGGUGCUACUAACGCUAACCUUCGCCAUAAUCACUGCAGCGUUGAUCAGCCUCGGGACGAUACUGACAAUGAGGCACCAGGGCGGCAGCUUUCCGAACUGGUUGCCAGUCGUCAUCAUCAUAGUGUCUGUCUGGUCGCACGCGGCUGGCGUCGCACCUAUGCCCUACGUCAUCAUGUCGGAAAUGUUUAACUUCCAAAUCCGAGCAAAAGUACUGGGCUGUGUGGUGUCCUACGCGUGGUUCGUGUCGUUUCUCCAACUCUUCGCAUUCGGACCAGCUAUAUCGUUGAUAGGGCUACAUAACACGAUGUACUGCUUUGCUGCAGUCAACCUUGUUGGGGUGUUUCUCACGCUUCUCAUAGUGCCAGAGACAAAAGGAAAGAGCGUGGAAGAAAUUGAAAAGAUGCUGGCCAAAAAAUGAAUCUCUGUGCACUUUUUUUAUUUGAAUAUAAAAUUGUAGAUAUG